Molecule: messenger RNA, 416 nt
Organism: Pygoscelis adeliae (Adelie penguin)
Lineage: Eukaryota; Metazoa; Chordata; Aves; Sphenisciformes; Spheniscidae
Product: ATP-dependent RNA helicase DDX25-like
Exons: 2
Biological process (GO): poly(A)+ mRNA export from nucleus
Cellular component (GO): nucleus; cytoplasmic stress granule
Molecular function (GO): RNA helicase activity; ATP binding; RNA binding
Source: RefSeq, a predicted model, not a curated record
UUCUGCAGGGCGCCGCGCUGGAGGAGCAGAUCGUCAUCGGGACGCCGGGGACGAUGCUGGACUGGUGUUUCAAACGGAGAGUCAUAGACGUGAAGAAGAUCGGCAUGUUCGUGCUGGAUGAAGCCGACAUCAUGAUCGACACUCAGGGCCUCUCCUAUCAAAGCAUUCGCAUUCAGAGGGCUUUACCCAAGGGCUGCCAGAUGCUGCUGUUCUCGGCCACCUUCAAGGAAACCGUGCGGGCGUUCGCCGUGCAAAUAAUCUCCAACCCCAUCGUGAUAAAGCUGCGCGAGGAAGAGCUCACCCUGAGCAACAUCAGGCAGUACUUCUUCGUGUGCAGGAGCCGGGAGGAGAAGUACAGAGCCCUCUGCAACGUCUACGGCAGCAUCACCAUCGGCCAGGCUAUGAUCUUCUGCCAG